UGCGUCAGCCGUCAGCCAUUUGUUACCUGUUACAAAAUGCAAAUGUUAAUGUCACUUGUAUCUUUGAAUAUAAAUAUUUAAUAUAAAUUAUUAAACUCAUUAUUUAGAAACAACGUCAAUUAAGUACUCUUUUAUGUAUUUAUAUUAUGUUUAUUACAUAGCUUCUGUUGAAAUUUGGAUUUAGCUUUUAGAUAUAGGGGGUUUUUUAAUUUGUGCGUUUUUUUUUACAUCUCAUUAAAGAUACAGAUCUGGCAUUCAAAACAUAAUUUGACUAUUUAUUUAUAAAAAUAAGAUUUAUAAAAAAAUGUGAAAAGUUUCAUGUUUGUCUUAUAUGUAUUAAGUACUUUUAUUCAUAAUGUUGAAUUAUUAUAAAGUUAAAGUUGUAAAUCAUGUGCUAUCCAACCCUCGUCUCCAAACACUUUUCAAAUGUUGGUGUAGUUCAAAUAUACAUAGUAAAUAUUCGGAAGCUGAAAAACAAAAAGUCUUAGAGGUUAUAAACAAAUCAGAUUCUUUAACACUCUCCAAGUAUGAUGUCACAAAAGGUAGAUCAAAAAAUAUAUCUCAAUGGAUUAACACAUAUGGACCACUAAAGAAUAUUUGUGAGAUUGAAACUAUAGACGGGUUCACUGAAAAGCAUGUACAAAAAUUAUUUGAAAGUAUAAUACAUAAUAAGCUCAAACCUGAAAAAGAAACAAAUGCCCUACAGCUAAUCAAAGGACAAAUACUAAAUCCACCAUUAACAGAAGUGACACGGCAGGCUGCGAACACCAUAUUAACUGUGUAUGUUACAGUAAAUUCAGUAUCAUGGGCCCUAAUACAAAAGCACAAUUAUGAGGUAGCAGAUUGGCAGUAUCAUGGUAUUGAAUAUCCAGAUAAGAGAUUUCAGCUAGGUGAUAUAUUAGAAAUUGCCUGGAAUAUAACAAAUAUGCUGCCUACAGCAGAUCUAUAUGUAAUGAAAGCUGAGGCCACUAGCCUUAGAGCAUCUGGUAGUGAUCCUAAUAAUCCUAAAGUACUUGGUGUUAAUUUGCAAAAGGCACAAAUGGUGUCAAUGAUUGUUGCACUUAUAUCAACAAAAAAUCAGGAUUUGUUUCAAGAAGUUACCAAGAAAUCUGAAAAACCAAAAACAAAAUUUAAACAGAAUGUUUAUUUUUUACGAUCUUCACUACCGUUUCGGUUAUAUGGUACUCUUAUUGGUAACGAGAGAGUGACGUCAGACCAAACAGUAGAAAUGUUACUUCAAGACAACACAAUUAGAUCCUCUGAUAACUCCCAUGUGUUUGUCCCCGAAGACCUGAAAUCGUCGUUUAGGUCGCAACGAGACCUGCCCAAGGAUAUGAUGGGCCAAUGCCUAUUAUUUGCUUUAACAUUCAUGGACCUAUGUAUUUAUAAAAAUAAGGAUAAAAUUCAGAAAUUGUUAUCUAAGAAAGUUGAAUGAAAUAAAUUUUAAACUGUA
Molecule: messenger RNA, 1453 nt
Organism: Pieris rapae (cabbage white)
Lineage: Eukaryota; Metazoa; Arthropoda; Insecta; Lepidoptera; Pieridae
Exons: 7
Coding region: 356-1435 (359 amino acids)
Biological process (GO): transcription elongation by mitochondrial RNA polymerase; mitochondrial transcription
Cellular component (GO): mitochondrial nucleoid
Molecular function (GO): DNA polymerase processivity factor activity
Source: RefSeq, a predicted model, not a curated record